AUGUCCACUGCUUCGCCCACGUCUGCCUUCCUCCAGACGCCACCGAAGACCAGCCUGUUGUCCAAUGGCCACGAUGACUCGUCCGAGACCGAGGCCACCCCUUCACCGGGCACCUCCGCCCUCAACCGGCGGCCAUCUGAGAUCCUUGCCCAUGGGUCCGAGGUGGAAAAGAUGGCAAUGGCCAAGUCUGGCUACCCUGGGUUUUUCGAUGACGAGCGGGUGCCGACGAUUGUGGUGGACAACUUUCCGGACCUGGGCAAGGUGACUGCGCUGCGGUUUAUCGAGUGGGCGCAGGCGAACCCAGGCGGAGUGGUCUCGCUCCCGACAGGCAAGACACCCGAGUACUUUAUCAAGUGGGUGACGCGGAUCCUCAACGGGUGGGGCGAGCCUGCGGUCGUGGAAGUGCUGAGCGAGUACGGGCUCGAGUACGGGCCCGAGGCCAAGCCCGACAUCGGGUCGCUCAUUUUCGUGCAGAUCGACGAGUUCUUCCCCAUCAACCCGCGGCAGUCCAACUCGUUUUACUCGUACGUGGACUUGCUGUACCUUCGCGGGAUGGGGUUUGAUCCCGAAAAGGCGCUACUGAUCGACGGGUCGACGAUUUGCGACAUGUCUGUGUUUGAUGCGACCGAGGGCGUGGACCUCUCGCUCCGGUUCCGUGCGCCAUGCAACGAGCAAGAGCGGCGGCAGCGAGACGAGAUCAUCAAGGUUGACGAGUGGUGCAACGCGCACGAGGCACGGAUUCGGGCGCUGGGUGGCAUCGGGUUCUUCCUCGGCGGCAUCGGGCCGGACGGACACAUUGCGUUCAACUGCUCCGGCGCUGACCACUUUUCGACGACGCGGCUCUCACCGAUCAACUACGAGACACAGGCCGCGGCGGCGGGCGACCUGGGCGGCAUCGAGGUGUCGUCGAAGCGGCUUGUAAUCACCAUUGGGCUAGGCACCAUCACGUACAAUCCCGAGUGCGUGGCGAUCAUCAUUGCGGCGGGCGAGUCCAAGUCGUCGAUUGUGGCCAAGUCGUUGACCCAGGCCGCAACAGUGGCGCUGCCGGCGACGGUCCUGCACUCGCUCGACUCUGCGCGGUUCUACAUCACCGAGGGCGCGGCCAAGCAGCUUGCCAAGCGCGAGCUGUACCGGCUUGCGAGCGCCGAGACGAUCACCAUGGAGAAUGUGGUCGAGGUUCUUGUGGACCUCUGCGUCUCGGUCCACAAGGAGCUUGUGCAGCUGACGCCGUCGGACGUUGCAGCCUCGCCGCGGGCUGCGCUUGUGCUCACCCGGUUUGCGCAGCAGAAGGACAUGUCUGUGGACGCGCUCCUUCCUCGCGUUGCGCAGCAGGUCUUUGACCUACUCGUUUCGCGCAUCGAGGCCGGGUGCCGGACGUACGACUCGACGCGAUUCCUCCACACCGAGCCGCACCACGACGACGUCAUGCUCGGGUACAUGGCCGGGGUGAUGCGGCAGACGUCGAACCCGACCAACUCGCACAAAUUUGCUUGCAUGACCUCGGGCUUCAACUCGGUGACCAACAAGUUUAUGGUGGAGCAGCUGGGCAUUGCCGAGCGGUUUAUCCAUACCAAGGAGUUUGCCAAGCUGGCGGCGGAGCGGUCUUACUUUGAUCCUGCGUCCGAGGACGGGCGCAACCGCGACGUGUGGCAGUACCUCGACGGGGUGGCAGCCAAGUCGGAGCCGAUGAAGGAGCAGGGCAUCGCGCGGCGGCUCAUCCGCAACCUCAUCGAGAUUUACUCGGACACGCCUGAUGUGGCCUCGCUCUCGACGCGCAUCUCGGUCCUGCUCAACUACUUUUCGACGCAGUACGAUGGCCAGCGCAACACGCCGGACGUCCAGAUGCUCAAGGGCAAGUGCCGCGAGUGGGAGGCCGACUGCGUGUGGGCCUGGCUGGGGUGGGAGACCCGCGACGUCUUCCACGCGCGGCUCCAGUUCUACACCGCCAACCUGUUUGACGAGGAGCCCGAGGUUACCCGCGACGUCCUGCCCAUUCUCGAUUACCUCAAGGAGUAUGAGCCCGAUGUGGUGACGAUGGCACUCGAUCCGGAAAAUGCGCAGGAUACCCACUACAAGGUGCUGCAGGCGCUGACCACGGCGCUCAGGCUGUACAAGGAGGCGCGCCCGGCAGCCCAGGUCUCGUGCAUCGGCUACCGCAACGUGUGGUACCGGUUCCAUCCCUCGUUCUCCAACAUGUACAUCCCAGUCACGCUCAUGGACUUUGCCAUUCUCGAGUCGUCGUUCCUCAACUCGUACGGCUCGCAGCGCGACGCCUCGUUUCCGUCGUACGAGCAUGACGGUCCGUUCUCUGACCUCACCCAGCAGAUCCAGCAGGACCAGUACUUUAUCCUCAAGACCUGCCUCGGCCGUGACUGGUUCCAGAAGCACCCGGAGCCGCUCAUCCGCGCCACCCGCGGCUUUGUCUUCCUCAAGGAGAUGUCGCUUGACGAGUUCUACGCCCAGUCGCGCGCCCUCAAGUCGGCGACCGAGAAGGGCCCGGCCGCGGCGUCGGCCUCUGGCGCAAUUGUCGGCGAUGACGCCGAGGCCCUUACCCCGCGCAAGGCCUCGUCGCACAACUCGCUGGAUCUCUCGCACAGGCUGUAAGUAAAGUAAAGUGUGUGGA
Thecamonas trahens ATCC 50062 is the source of this 2623-nucleotide messenger RNA. RefSeq names its product glucosamine-6-phosphate deaminase. The transcript is spliced from 2 exons. The record is from RefSeq and is a predicted model, not a curated record. NCBI's taxonomy places the organism in Eukaryota, Apusomonadida, Apusomonadidae. Gene Ontology annotation, biological process: N-acetylglucosamine metabolic process. Gene Ontology annotation, molecular function: glucosamine-6-phosphate deaminase activity. The coding region runs from base 1 to 2604 and encodes 867 amino acids.